UAUAGGCAGAGGGAGAGAAAGGAGUGCUGAGUAGAGGAAAGCAGGAGCAGUAGUUAGAACAUAUUCAAGGAUUGGACAAGAACGUCACGAUGAAGCUUUAUUGCCUGUUGCUGCUUCUUUCUAUUUCAUCUUCUACCGUUCCCCUGGUGACCUCAGGUAGGGCUCAGUCCACCACCGUGCCCACCUUUGCCCUCACCACUGCAGCGAGCCCAGCCGAGGCCAAGUCUCGUUUUGCUAUGCUGGACGAUGUUCGCCUACUCGCUAACGGCCUCCUUCAGCUAGGCCAGAGUUUACGGGAGUUUGUGCACAAAACUAAGGGCCAAAUCAACGAGAUCUUCCAAAAGUUGAACAUUUUCGACCGCUCCUUCUACCAGCUCUCAGUGGUAACCUCUGAGAUCAAGGAGGAAGAGGAGGAACUGAAGAAGACCACCAGUUUCUUGAAGACCAACAAUGAGGAGAUCAAGAACCUGUCCAUGGAAAUCAACUCUAAGAUCAACGGCAUCCUUCAGGAGCGUACCAAGCUGCAGAGCAAAGUGGGGAACCUGGAGGAGCGACUGCAGGGACUGUCGCAGAGCAUUAUCCCCGCUGAGCAGCUUAGCGAAAUCACAGCACUCAGGCAAGUGAUUGAAUCGCAAGAGAAAACAAUCAACAAUCUGCUGAUAGCUGUGAAGGAGCAGCAUGAUCAGCUCGACAACCAGAAAACCAACAUUAAAAGACUGGAGGAAAAGCUUAACUAUGACAGCUUUCAGGAUACAAUCGAUAAGCCAAUGGAUUCAGUCCCUGCAGACAUGUUUGAAUAUCUGACAGGAAACUCAACUGACCUAGAUGUGAAUGACCUGCCAAGGGACUGCAGUGAGUUGUUUACCAAAGGAGAGGCAAACAGUGGAAUGUAUGUCAUCAAACCAAGCGAAUCUGAACCAUUCAACGUUUACUGCGAAAUGGGUUCAGACGGGGGGUCAACUGUUAUCCAACGCAGGGUCGAUGAUUCAUUGGAUUUUGAACAGCCAUGGGAGAAGUAUGAAAAAGGCUUUGGAGAUCUGGAAAAGAACUUCUGGUUGGGCCUAAAGAAGAUCCACAGCUUCACACAGCAGGGAGCUUACGUCCUGCGUGUUGACUUGGAGGACUGGAAGGAGGGGAACCACUGGGCUGAGUACCGCUUCACACUAGAAGGUCCCUCCAUGGGCUACAGCCUGUAUGUCAGCAACUAUUCUGGUGACCUGUCUGAUGCCAUGGCCAACAGCACCGGCAUGAGGUUCUCCACAACGGACAGAAAUAAUGAAAACCACCGAAACUCCAACUGCUCUCGCAGUUACACAGGUGGUUGGUGGUUUAAUGCUUGCAGAGAAACCAACCUUAAUGGACGGUAUUUGUGGUUGAGGGCAAAAGGACGCUCUAUGAGGAGGAAGGGCAUCCACUGGAAGCCUGGCACAGGGCCCUCAUACGCACUCAAGACCACCAAGAUGACCCUACGAUCGGCCCCUACAGCUGACAGCUUCAAGUGAACCCGUCAAAUCAUACCUUUUCACACUACUAACCUUUUUUUUUAUACAAACACUGAUAAGAUCUAAUGCUCAGACAAAAAGUUCUAUAGAUGUGGAAAGUGUAGUAACACAGACACAUUUUUAGUUUAUUAAACGGAUUGUUUCUUAACAGCGUUUUGUCAGAGGUUUGGUGCCAACCAAUAGAUAACAGGCCAAAAUGUCACACGUCAGAAAAUCUCUCAAUGAUGCAACCAUGUCACACAGGUCAUUGACAUAUUGGGUGUGACCCAGCAAGGACAGUUGUGUCAUUAUGCAACAUCUGCAAUCACUGACUAAAUGGACAUAUUGAUCCACAUCAGCAGUCUGAUUCAGUGCCGCCUGCAAAAGGCCACAGUACUAAAGUAGGAAAGACAACUGUGAGGAGAGAUUAUUAAGCAACUCUAUACACUUUCUUGGUUAUCAUUUCAGUGAACCUAAAUGUAUUUAAUAGUUAUUUGUUUAGUGAGUUAUUAAAAAUGUUUAUUAUCUUAGUGAUGUGAAGCUUUUGCAUGUUCCCAGGAGCUAAAGACAGAAAUACCAACACUUAUGACAUAAGGCAUCGGAGUCAAUGUUCAAGAGAAACAAUGCAUCUCCAGCAUCUCAGAAACUGUCAAUACUUGUGACUUUUUUCCAGUGAAAAUGUUGUUAUUUUAUCUUGUUUUAUCGCUAGUUUCAUGAAAAACAAUCUUUUGAGUAGGGGCACGUCAGCAGUUAAAUAUAGUACAAAAAGUGGAGGUACAAAGCUUUGGCGGCAGACUGAUGAGUUUUUUUUGCUUUGUUUGUUCUGUGUUUUUUUUACUAUGUUAAGUAUUUAAACUAUACUCAUGCUAUUAAAUGAUUUAUGAUGGCAUUGCUAGAAAAAUAUAAUUUCCAUACAUUUCCUGUUAUCGAGUCAUAUUGACUCUUGUCCAUCAUAACAAAAUAACUAACUGUACUCUAACUGUUCCUCAUACCAACACAUCCUCAUAUUUAUGAAGUCAAAAUAAAGAUCUUGAA
Messenger RNA from Trematomus bernacchii (emerald rockcod), 2516 nucleotides. It is a transcript of the gene angptl3, whose product is annotated as angiopoietin-like 3. The record is from RefSeq and is a predicted model, not a curated record. Gene Ontology annotation, biological process: phospholipid homeostasis; phospholipid catabolic process; triglyceride homeostasis. The transcript has 7 exons. The coding region runs from base 90 to 1502 and encodes 470 amino acids. NCBI's taxonomy places the organism in Eukaryota, Metazoa, Chordata, Actinopteri, Perciformes, Nototheniidae.